CUUGGGCAGCAAAGGACGGUGGCCGAGAGCCGGGGAAGGGACUAGUAUGGCGGCAGCGGUUGGCCGGGCGUGCGCUUUUAGCGCCUUGCGAGCGGCGUGGCGAGGGUUUGCUUCUGUGCCAGUGAAAGGAAAUUGUUGUUCAUAUUCUAGCCUGGCAUGGGCUUUCCAGGCACGAUGUUCCAUCUCUGCCCCCUGGACCGUGACAGUAGAGCAACGCAGACAAAGCAGUUUCUUCAAUACGUUGACAGCUGAUGAGCUGUGGAAAGGAGCUUUGGCAGAGACUGGUGUGGGAGUAAGGAAAGGAAGAGGAAAGAGAACGAAGAAAAAGCUAAGGAAGGAUCUGAAUAAAGGCCAGGCGAUUGGUGAAGGACGUUCUGGAUUCCUCUGGCCUGGUCUUAAUGCUCCUGUGAUACAGGGUGGGAAAGUCCAGGCAAUUAGCCAAAGAAAAAAAGAAGAACGAGAGAGAAUUCAGUCUGAACUUAUUCAGCAGAGGGAUACAUAUGAGAAGAGAAGAAAAAUGAAAAUUAAGAGGCAGGGAGGUUGGAGUGGAAGGUGUUGGGGAGGUGUCAUUCUGGAUCCUCCUGACCCAGGUCCUAAUGGAGAAACUUAUGAAGAUUUUGAAACAAGAGUCAUUGAGGUGAGAAACGUGUUUUGUAUGAAUGCAAAGGAAGGCAGAAAAAAAUCAAUACGUGCCUUGGUGGCUAUUGGAAAUGGUAAAGGAGCUGCAGGUUUUGCACUGGGGAAAGCAGGUGACAGGAUGAAUGCUUUACGGAAAGCAAAAAAUAAAGCAAUACGCGGGUUACAUUUUAUAGAGCGGUAUCAGGACCACACUAUUUACCAUGACAUCACAGUGAAAUUUAAAAGAACAACCAUCCGCAUGAAGAAGCAAAACAAAGGGUAUGGUCUUCAUUGCCACCGCGCUAUCAUCACCAUCUGCAAACUAAUUGGCAUUAAAGACAUGUACGCCAAGGUUUCUGGAUCCAAAAACUUGAUUAACCUUACCAAAACUCUCUUCAAAGGCUUGACACAACAGGAGACUCACCAGCAGUUAGCAAACCAGAAGAAUCUCUGUGUAGUAGAGUUCCGGGAGGAGCAGGGCCCUCUGCCCAUCGUUGUGGCACUGCCUGAGGGGACUGUCCGUGAGGAUCCUGAGCCUGAAGAUGAAGUUCCAGACAUAAAGCUGGAGUGGAGUGAUGUGAAAGCAGCUCAGGGAAUGAAGAAAUCUCCGUGGGUGAAUGUCAAACGGACAAUAUGGUGAAAGCUUCAGUCCCUCUGUCUCUUCUGCAGCAGGGAAAGCCCAACCCAAAUGGACAAGUUAGCUGGGCUUACAUUUCAGAGGAGGGCAUCAUAAUUGUGCCAUUUAAAUUGCUGCUCCCAUUGCUACCAUUCGUUUUGCUUUCCCACAAUUCUUCUGACCACUGUUCAACUAGGGACAUUCAGAUGGAAGCAGCAGUGAACAUGAUUUUGUCUUCAAGCAUGCAUUUACUUGAUUCCUGAAGAUGAUGUGUAAUCAACAGAUUGUAUGUGUCUUUCACGAGCUUUUGGGAAACUACGGGAAAGAUGAGCUUGUGAAAGCAAUAAAGAAUCCUCAGAACGAGCUCA
This is a messenger RNA of Melopsittacus undulatus (budgerigar), 1602 nucleotides long. RefSeq names its product mitochondrial ribosomal protein S5 (gene MRPS5). NCBI's taxonomy places the organism in Eukaryota, Metazoa, Chordata, Aves, Psittaciformes, Psittaculidae. Gene Ontology annotation, molecular function: RNA binding; structural constituent of ribosome. The record is from RefSeq and is a predicted model, not a curated record. Gene Ontology annotation, cellular component: ribosome. The coding region runs from base 47 to 1258 and encodes 403 amino acids. Gene Ontology annotation, biological process: translation. The transcript is spliced from 11 exons.